This is a messenger RNA of Stylonychia lemnae, 1731 nucleotides long. The record is from the annotation of a GenBank genome assembly. Lineage: Eukaryota; Ciliophora; Spirotrichea; Sporadotrichida; Oxytrichidae.
AUGAGUCCUGAAUACAGAUAUUCAGACCAACCGAUAAACUAGCAGUCUUUAAAGAACAAGAAAACGAAUAUGGGGAAUUUAAUGCAAUCUAAACUUGACUUCUAUAAGUCAAAAUAGUUGCUAAGAAAGCGCUCUUUCUUAAACUCAACUUCUUUCAAAUUUUAGAAUGCAUUAGAAACUCUACCUGGUUAAAACUCAGCAGCAAAUCCUAAUCAAGUAAUAAACAAUCCUUACUCAAAUAUAUAUUAGAAUGCCAAGAAUUAAAAUUAAAAGACAUUUCAGCCUGAAUAGAAGCCAGCUAAUUGCGUUAAUAAUUCUAACGUAAAGAAUAGCAUAAAUACGAAGGAAGUUCAACCUAGUGAUCUUCAAACGUUCAAAAGACGCAGACAGAAUCUCCUCGGAAAUUAAGGCUAAUCAAAUUCAACUAAAAAAUUGAUUGGCUUAAAAGAAAGUUAUCUGAAUGGGAAUGAAUGUAGCGUGAUAUUUGAAGCUGACGAUGAGAGCAAUAUCUCUGUCUUGCCUGAAAAAAGCAAGAUUACAUAUCAAAAGGUAGCAGAUGAAUAAGAAAUUCCAGAUUAAACUGUUGAUGAAGGAAAUAAUCAACAGAACUUAGAAAAAGGAGAUGAAAUUCCGUUGAUGAAUGAUUAGAGCUAGAUUUAGAAUUAGCUAAUCACUUAAUAGGAAUAAUAGGAAUAAUUUAGAUAAUUAGAAGUUAAUGAAGAUAAUGGAGAGAAUCUAUAAGCUAUUAAUAAUCAAGACUCAAAAAAUAAUGAUUCAGUGGGCAGAUUUGAGUCUUAAUAAAAAGUAGGAGAAAAGGAAAAUAUAGAGUAUAAUAAUCAUGAUGAGGAAGAAGAAAAAUCAUAGGCACAACAAAGGUAGAGUUUUUUGUAAUAAAUUAAGGAAAGUCUUAGUCAAGAUAUGAGAAAUUCUAAUUAGCAGAGAGCUAUGUCUAGUCGACUAAGAAAAAGAGAUGAAAAGCUAUUAAUAAAGCUAAAACAUAGAUAACUAGAUGAAUACCAAAAACAUGCCAAUAAUUAACUCCUAAUUUUGAAAUACACUUCAAAUAGUGAUUAGCAGUAACUGCAGUCAAAAUCUGUUUUUAAAAUUAAGGAACUGUACAUCAAGGCUAUUAGUGAUAAGCCUCGAAGAGCUAAUGGUCAAAAAUAGUGCACCAUCUGUGAUUACCAAGCUUAAUAUAGUUAUAUUAUUUACAGGCACAUGGCCAAGCAUGUUGAAGUAUCUGACUAGUCUUUGAAUUUUUAGAAGAGACCAAAGAACUAAAGCUCAACUGAAAUAAUGCAUCGAUGUAGGAUUUGCAAAAUAAAAUUCUCUGAUAAAAAAGCACCUAUAAGACUAAUUAGACAUGUAGCUGAAUGCUCUCUGAAGCAUAACAAAAAGGUGACACUUCAGCACAUGCUAGAUUUCAUUUAGUUGGACUACCCAAUUCUCCAUGGCAGGAAAACUUAGGCAGGUAUCUCUGAGGUACUUAAGAAAAAUAAAAAGCAAUACAAGCAGACGAUUGAGAAUAUUGAGAUCUUCAGAGGAACAAUACCGAUGGCUCACAACUACAUUGGCUACAAGGAAUACAUCAUAGAUAAUGAUAAAUAGCUAGAAAAAUACAUGAGAAAUGCAAAAAAGAAGUCAAAUAUUGAAGAUGAUAUUUACUGCCCAGAGGGACUAAAGAUAGAAAUAGAAACUGAUCUAUCUUACCUUAAUGAAAUUAAUGAAUGA